Messenger RNA from Saccostrea cuccullata (small rock oyster), 2598 nucleotides. RefSeq names its product E3 ubiquitin-protein ligase TRIM33-like. Gene Ontology annotation, molecular function: zinc ion binding. The transcript has 7 exons. The record is from RefSeq and is a predicted model, not a curated record. Bases 39 to 2441 code for a protein of 800 amino acids. NCBI's taxonomy places the organism in Eukaryota, Metazoa, Mollusca, Bivalvia, Ostreida, Ostreidae.
CCCAUACGUGCGUCGGAAUUUAUGUUUGUAUAUGUAAAAUGGAAAACACAACAUUCACUAAUUGCGCGCAAUGUCACAAUGAGUUUGACGAGAGUAAGCGGUCCCCCCACGUACUAUCCUGUCUGCAUACCUGUUGUUCAUCUUGCCUCGAAAGAAUUGUUUCCGGAAAGCUUAUCUUCUGCCCAGAAUGCCACUCACAAACCGAAAUUUCUAAUGACCCCAGCAAGGAACUACCUCUCGAUACCGCAUGCCGAAAUUACUUAGACUUUGUUCGCAUCCAAAGAAAGCCUUCCGAGAUUCUCUGCACGGACUGUCCCGAGGAAUCCACGGCCUCGGCGUUUUGCAAGGAAUGCUACAAUUUCAUGUGUCCAGAAUGCACCGCUGCUCACAAGAGGACAGCAAUCACUCGUAAGCACACAGUGGUAUCGAUUGGAGAUUUGAAAGAUUCUGGACUUCGGGAAUUCCAUCGGAAAGACACGUGUAACAAACCUGGACAUGAGGAGCAGGUAUUCACGUUCUACUGUGACAGACGAGGCUGCGAUGUUCCAAUCUGUACACUUUGUGCCGUCUGCGACCACAAUCAGACCAAUGGUCAUCUUAUCCGCAACUUGAGCGAUGUGUAUGAAGAUUCUAAAACGGUUGUGCAGAGUGUUAUUCGUGAGAUCAACGCCCGUGGAACACCAAUGUCGGAGGCUGUGGAUCAGUUAGAGCGUGUUGUUGACGAGUUGGCAUCAACAGAAACCCAAAUAAGCCAGGAAAUAGACACCAUUUUUGACAAAUACCAGAAAAUCUUGAACGAGAGGAGGUAUCAGCUGCAGAUGGAGGUUCAGAAUCACUGUCAAGUGAAAAAGAGAGACUUACAAGAGAAAGUCAAAACUUUGAAAUCCUACACGACCGAUGUCAAAACUGCCACAGACUUUACCAAUCGAGUGCUGCUUUACACAACAGCAACAGAGUUCCUGAACCUCAAAAACAUCAUACUACGGCGUAUACUUGAGUUGAAAAAUGUUAAUGUAUCUAUUCCUGCAAAAGACGACGUUGCAUUACGAUUUUUACGAGGAGUGAGUGAUGACUCGUUUGUACAGUUGAUUAACGGAAUUGGAAACGUGUCGUCCAGGGAAAGUCCGGUACCUCAGAGCCCCCUGCAUAACGGACACUCUGAGUCUUCCAUGAAAGCCGGUCGCUCUGAGUAUGUUUCUUCAUUAAACCAAGAAAACUCUCGCUCGCCUAGUCGAACAUCACCCAGCGAAGCUUCGAGAAAUACCACUUUUGCAACACCAACAACUCCUCCACAGCCUGCAUUGCGCAGCAGCGAUUCGAUUCCUAUGCGACAACUGAGCGUCCAGCCGACAUCAACACUGACCAGAGAACCAGUCCAAAGACAAUCGAGUCUUCCUGCGCCAAUGGAUGAGAAGAGAAAUAUCAGCACAAUCGCCAUGAUGAACGGUUUGCCCAAAAAUGCCGCAGAAGAAAAAAGUUCCUUUUUCAACAGAGCUAAACCAUCUGAUGAUCACGUGACAGCUGACGUCACUGAAAAGAAACCACGUCCUACCCCGUUAAAAUUGGAUUCACCUCAACCUUUAGGUUUGGGUGACUUUUUACGUAAUCUAGAAAUGCGAGGAGAAUUACCUAUGAAGAAAUCUGAGAAGACAGUACAGGCCAGUAGGGAUUCUUUCCAGCAGUUAAGUCCAGAUCGCCCCUUCCAGCCCGUCACCUCCCCAAUCUCCCCCAAGACACCUAACUCAGUGCCUCCGGAACUGAAGAACCUUCCUGGUGUCAUUUAUGGGGAUAUCGUCUGUCCGGAAUUCACUUUUGACGUUUUGACCAUUCACAAUGAGCGCGAGGUCUCCCUAGAUGGUAAAGUCUUACGAAACAGAAAGACGGGCAAACCCAGCAGUUGCGGUACUGCUGAGAAACAACUCCAAAACUACAAAGGCAUCAUAGGCAAUUUUGCUUUCAAAGAUCCCGGAAAGUACUAUUAUGAAGUGGACGUAUCCUUUACCAUUUACCAGCCUUUAGAACAAACAUGGCUGGUGUAUGAGCUAGGCAUCUGCCGCAAAGACAUCAUUGACACUCAUCAUACUGUGGAACGUCAUGAGCAUGCGCGAUCCUGCUACGUUGCACGAUAUCCAGAAGACGGAAAACUGGCCCAUGAAUUUUGGCACAAUCGUGAUCUUCUGACAUACGUACCCUUGUCAGAUAAUGCGGCGGGAAUUACAGUCGAUUUGACAUAUGGUUUGUUGAUUGAUACCAAGCGACGAAAGUGGACGGUUGCAGACGUCGGGAAGCAGAAGAAACUUCACACGUUCACAGGAAUCGACUUCACCGAAGCGCUUCUACCGGUGUUUGGUACAUAUAACCCAGAUCUUGUAAGCGUUGAAAUGACUCUCAGAACAGGUUCAGAAAUCUCCGCUUUCCCGCCAUUUUUAAAAGGGUUCUAAUCUGCAAAUUUUGAAGAAAGUUUGCGAUAUAAAUGGAUCAAAUUUUAGAGAAGGACUCUGGGAUUUUUAGGGUCUUGUCUGAUGUAGCUACUUUGUAGAAUUUAAUUUAUUUCCUUUAAUCUCCACAGUUGUGUGGAUAGGACCAGGGCAGUGAGGA